Xenopus laevis (African clawed frog) is the source of this 818-nucleotide messenger RNA. It is a transcript of the gene commd10.S, whose product is annotated as COMM domain-containing protein 10-like. Bases 1 to 420 code for a protein of 139 amino acids. NCBI's taxonomy places the organism in Eukaryota, Metazoa, Chordata, Amphibia, Anura, Pipidae. The transcript has 5 exons. The record is from RefSeq and is a predicted model, not a curated record.
AUGGUGACUGCAAUUGUAAAGGAGACUGAUUUUUUUGUGGUUUUUGUGUUUCAGGCUGUAUAUCAUAAUAUGAAAACAACAGUGUUAUGGCAGCAGUUGGAGAACAUCCAUCUUGAGCAGAGUAAAGUUGAUGAUUUUGUCAGUGCCUGGGAGAUUUCAGGCCAGGACACCGUAGAAAAGUUCAGACAAAGAAUCUUGGCUCCCAAAAAGCUGGAGACAACUGAUUGGCAGCUCAACCUCCAGAUGGCUCAAUCCACCCAAGCAAAAAUGAAAUCUCCCCAGGCUGUGAUAAAACUAGGAGAUAGCAGUGAAGACACAACGAAUCUGGAGAAAGUGUUUGUGGAGUUUAACCACAAGGAGUUGUUGGAGUUCUAUAACAAGCUUGGGACUAUCCAGGCACAGCUGGAUUCCCUUACAUGAUGCCUUAAAGAUGGGUUCCUCCACUGCACUCCUGCCACCUCAUUAUUUUGCAUUGAAGAUAGAUCGCAAAGCUAUGUUUGCUGAAAGAAUCAAUGGGCUGCUUCCUCUAAAAUUAUAUGGCUUAUCUCCUCUUAGACUAGCAACAUUAGGCAGGGAAGAUCAUUUGAAGAAUGCCAAGGGUAUAAUUGUGUUUCCAGCUGAAUUCUGUCAAUGCAAGGUGCUUGUAACAAGAAAACAAAAAUAAGGCCUAAUCUACCCAUUGUGCAAUUAGGAUUCCUGAUGUUCUGUACAAAUGUACCAAUACACAGACACACGCUGACAUAUCUGCACAAUUACAGCAUCCAUCAUGGGAAUCAUAGUUAAAACAUGCAGAUAUACAAAUUAAAGAGUCAGAUGUG